Synchiropus splendidus (mandarinfish) is the source of this 4732-nucleotide messenger RNA. RefSeq names its product protein Dok-7-like. The record is from RefSeq and is a predicted model, not a curated record. Lineage: Eukaryota; Metazoa; Chordata; Actinopteri; Syngnathiformes; Callionymidae. Gene Ontology annotation, molecular function: protein kinase binding. The transcript is spliced from 12 exons. Gene Ontology annotation, biological process: neuromuscular junction development; positive regulation of protein tyrosine kinase activity. The coding region runs from base 48 to 2408 and encodes 786 amino acids.
UCUCACUCUGACGGCGACCGUGCAGCUGUCAGGAACCAUGACUGAAGAUGACGGAUUCUGUCGUGGUGGAGGGAUACGCUAGACUGCGAGAUGGAAAGAAGUGGAAAACUAGGUGGCUCGUUCUUCGCAAGCCUUCGCCUGUAGCAGACUGCCUCGUGUUGCAAGUGUUUAAGGACAAGUCUGACAAAGCUCAGGGGAACAAGGAGCGUGCCAGUGUCACCUUGGAGGAGAUUUGCGGUCUGGAAACAGGGCAGUGGUACGAGAGUGUGGCCUUCACUUUGUCCAUCCUCUGCCUGAAUCAGGCUGCUCUGCUGGGCUUCGACAGCAGGGACACUCUUCAGGCCUGGGAGCUCCAUUUACGCUACACUCUAGGAGAAGUUCACAGAUUCAGUGUGGGAGUGUUGCCCGGGACAAAAUUAGAAAGCGGACCUGCAACUCUUCACCUUUGCAACAACCUCUUAGCUCUAGCUCGGGACAACCCCCCCACCAUCGUCGGCCACUGGAAUCUUCCAGACCUGCGCAGAUAUGGCCCUGUGCCUAAUGGGUUUGUGUUUGAGGGCGGAACCAGAUGUGGCUACUGGGCCGGUGUUUUUCUGCUCACAUCCGCUGAGAGUGAACAUAUCAGCUUUCUGUUCGACUGCAUUGUCCGAGGCAUUUCCCCCACAAAAGGCCCCUUUGGACUGCGACCAGUAUUGCCAGAUCCAAAUGCCAGUCAAACUAAUUCAGAAGAACGGUUGAACCACGAGACCCAGGAGUUGGAGAAGCGUCUGAGCAUGCUGUCCCACAGGAGCAGCACAGUGUCAUCUGUGUACUGUCCUUCUCCUGGUGGAGAUAAUCAAAGCAUUUCCGGAUCCUCCGACACCUCAGACACCAGCCAAUCAGAUGGCAGUAUUGGCAGCAGACUAGUUAUCUGGAGUGAGCCUUCAACCAACCAGCCAGAAAACACUGGGCCUGUGGGCAUUAAAGUCACAUCCCAAAAUGUAGAGAAGCUUUCCGUUACUCACGGGGCCGGGACAAGAACUCUCAUCAAGGCACCACGGCAGCUGCAGGAAAUCGGCCGACAAAGCUCAUCAGAUAGCGGAAUUGCCACCGGCAGCCAUUCCUCCUACUCCGGAAGUUAUUCCUCUUACACGAGCAGUGUGGACAUAACCCCUGCUGAGGAUUUUGGCUCGGUUUUUAGUUUGCCUCCACAUUUGGUGCAAGACCUGAGCCCUUGUACCUGCCCAACCAUCCCAGGGCACGAGUACCAGGUGCCAUCAUCACUGAGGUAUCUGUAUGACAGCCCCAGGAGUCUGGUGCAGGAGGCGGGUGGAGUUUCCAAAGAGUGUGAGGACUCACAUGAAGAACGCGCAACUGCAGCCUCAACAGACAUGUCCCAGAGUCCAUCAGAAAAUAUCCGGCAGUCAGUGAGCAGACAGGUGCAGGAGGGCUGGAGGAAAGCCAAGAUGGCGCCCUCUAGUGAAGCACGUUCUGGCUGCAGCUCUGUCACAUCGGGCCCCAAGACCAUAAUAACCAUCUGCUCAGUAUGUGAUGGAUUCAAGACAACACCUUUCAUUCCUGCCAGCAGUUUGGUAGUUCCAGCAGUACCAGCAGAUCAAAGUGUUGACACGUGGCCAUGCAGAAAACUGACAGGGAUCCAGGACAACAGCGCUGUGAUAAAGGCCACGCCUGGCUCCAUCCUUAGCUCAGGGAAGACGAACAAGGAGACCCUUCUGCCAAAGAAAUUAACCACUCUGCUGGCCGAUCUACUGCACUAUCCAAGAGUGGAUCGGGAGCCAGAAGCAAACAUCUGCAAACUGAACUUGUACGAGUCGAUGAGCCCGACGUCAGCAAAACUCUCACCACCAUCACCAAUACAAGAGCACCAGCGAGACCCUGUCAUUUAUGAGAACUGUCUCAAGUGUCUGGGAGCACAGUGUCACCCACUGCCACAUGUCCUGCCUGCUCACAUGCUCCAUAACAGAGGCAAUUUCAAAUCCCAUGUACAUUUUAAUGGCCUGCAUCAUAACGCAAACCAGGAGCUGGAGGCUUAUCAUAAAGCUGCAGGUCUGCACUCACGUGACAUGGAUUUCCAGUGGGAAGAGAUGAAUGGUCAGGAAGAGACCAGGGAAGACAAAAGGCUUUGCGUCAAAGAAGAACGAUCUAGAGCUGACCACGCUUACGAGAUCAUGGAGAGUCCAGUCCCAGAGAGGAACUCGGAGGGAGAAGAGAAAAGCAAGUAUGAGCUGAUGAGCAGAUGUGGACAGCAAAAGUUUCUCCAAGACACAGAGGGAAAGAGCUCCACCAAGUAUGCUCAGAUCGACAUCGCAGCCACAGAGACGGCUCAUAAAGUGGGCACACAGCACGCGCUGGGUCGGCAGGAAGGCCUGCACACUCUGGAGCUCAGGCGGAGGACAACACAACACUGACGGCCAUGUCGACUGAGCUCGCUGUAUAAGUUGGACACAGUGACAACACCUUGGAAAUCUGGAGGCAGACCGUAGCUGACCUCGUCACCGUGCUGGGAUCCAGGUUUCAUCGUAAGGCGAUAUGACAGUCUGGCCUCCUGAGAAAGUGUUUUGGCACUGGAUCAGUUUUUGGCAUCUCAUUAAAUGGCAUCAUGUCAGCGUGGCAGCCCGAGGCGCGAACGUGAAGAUGUGCCAGCUGGAGCUGAGUCAGCAGCUCUGAUAAGUUCAACAAUCGUGUUAUCUUUGCGUCAUAGCGUCUCUCACCGCCCCAACUCUCGGUUGCAUCUCUGCUCAAAUUAUUGCUCAUGUAAGAACGUGCUUUCCUGGAGUCCUUCAGCACAUGACCUCGAUCUCACACUGAGCACGUGCAAGCAGGUGCAGGACGGUGGUAUGUAAAGAAAACACUUUCUAACCUGUCUUUGCCUCCUACAGACUCUCGCCCUCCUUUCUCCUCCCUUCUUUUCCUCUUGCUUCAGAGCCGUCAGGUUAAGUCAUUGACCGGUCAGUCUGCCUCUAAAAGGAACCGCACCAAACAUAACUUUGACUGGACAAUAAAGCUGUAAACUUGAGGAGGAUGACUGUUGAAUGUAAUGUAGCAUGAGAGGAUCUUGUGGGUCCCUCACCACUUUGAGUGAGAGAGAGACGGGUAAUGAUCAGCUCCUCUCCUCUUCAGUCUGGAUAGAAAACACAUCCAAUGAUUAUAUGAAACUUACUUGUUUUUGAAGUAGCAAGUUAGGCGCAGUUCAACUCCUGAUGUUUGUUUUGCAACUCAGAUGUGUCCUGGACAGACCAUGUAGCGGUUAGCUAGCUCGGUCAAGAAACCAAGCAGCUGUGUCCAACAAUGUUCCUCCAUGUGACCACUGGCUAUGGCUGUCAGAACAAGGCCUUCUGGUUUCAUCUGGAGUCAUCCACCAGAGCUCAGUUCUUUUGAUUGGUAACUCCUACGUUGUCUUCUCAAAGACAAAAUAUUACUUUUAACUAAUAUGCUGAUAUUGUUCAUCAUGAAGGCAUCUGUAUCAGAAAGAUGGAAACAAAAUUAAUCAUCCAGAUGCUCAGGUUUUAGUUGAGAUAAUGAAAAUGUGGAAAACUGCGUUGCAAUCGAUCUGUAUCAACCAAGAAAGAAACCUGAAGUGUGCCAGAACAGCUCAGAUGCCAGGUUUCGAGGAGUACAUAGCAUUAACAUUCUUGCUCACCAGCAUGUUUUUACGCCAUUUGAAGUGUGAAACACUGUCGCUGCCUGCAGCCAUGUUUAUAUAACCUUCUUCAACCACUGACAAACAUCUGUCUUGACGUUUACCUCGGCCUUUAUGUUGCUAGGCUUGUAUGUAUUUUUUCCAACACAUAUAUUCAUAACAUUAUCAAACACAUUUUGAUGGCUGUGGGAAUAGACUUCAGUCAUGCCUGUGUGUGUGUGUGUGAGAGAGUGAGAGACGGCUGCCCUGCACAUCAGUGUGCUUUUUGACCGACAGACAGAUACUAAAGCAUUCCUUUUAAAUUAUGACAUGAUUCACAGCCGUUUUCUUUCUUGUCUUUAGGCACUGCAUCUUUCUAUAUCACCAUUGAGCUUGUGCCACAAUGUAUCCACAGCUUUGUAAGGAGUCUCAGCUGCAUGAGGCCCAAUUGCUGGCCUGCUUUUAGAAGGUACUUAACCCUGUAGAAACGGUGAAAACCCUUGUCCUUUAAACUGUUCCCCCUUUCUUUAACAUCAGCAGUGAGAUGUUACAGGUCUAUCGAUGGUGACCCGACGCUUUAAGAGUAUGUGUAUAUGUGUUCCCUGUGGUGAAAAAUAACAGUUUAUUUGGAUAUGUGUGAUGAAAUAUACAUGUGAUGACAGGAAUAUUUGCAACGAUGGAAGAGAGUGUGAGCGUUUCCCUGAAGCAUUUCUUUUCUUGUUCCACCAUUUGUUCUGUAAAUUAUUGAUUAUUUUAGCUACACAACUGCUUUGCUGUGAAUUUUGUUCAUGGAAGGAACUGUGGGCCCUUUUGAAGCGUAAGCAUCACAAACACAGAAUUACAUCAUGUUUGUUUUCAUUCCGUAGUUUUGGUUCAGCACAUCCUGAAGUAGAGUUUUUGCAAAUAUUGUGGGCUGAAGCAUCCAUGUGUUAACCCAUCCAAUAAAACAAACAGCUUUUAUCAAAACUAUAAGUUGUGCGUGUCUGUAACUCUACUUCGGUUUAAGAGGUGAACUUCAACUUCAACAAAAUGCAGUUAUUGUUGAUUUUUUUUAAUUAAUUCAUUUCUAAUGUCUCACGCACUGCUGGAGCCCCCAAUCUCCAGUCUUCUAUG